Molecule: messenger RNA, 4293 nt
Organism: Suricata suricatta (meerkat)
Lineage: Eukaryota; Metazoa; Chordata; Mammalia; Carnivora; Herpestidae
Gene: PLA2G2E
Product: phospholipase A2 group IIE
Exons: 5
Coding region: 352-780 (142 amino acids)
Biological process (GO): lipid catabolic process; negative regulation of T cell proliferation; arachidonate secretion
Molecular function (GO): calcium ion binding; phospholipid binding
Source: RefSeq, a predicted model, not a curated record
CAUCUGGAGCUCAGCAGAUGGUAGUGGUUUUGCCAUUUUUAUUGUUAAGGUGACGAUGAUGAUGGCGACAGCUUCUAAGCCACAAGGAACAGGUUUACACCUGGAAAAAGAAGACGUUGCUUCGAGACUAGGCGCUGUUCCCUCCACUCGGCCCCACCUGACCACCCUGCACGGAGGAAGAUAAGAUCUGCCAAGCGAGGGCCGGCGUCCUGCACCAGUGCUGGGGCCCUGGCCGGGCCGCACUGAUCCACGCCAGCGGGGUGAGUGCUUCGAGCGCCUGGGACAGCAGCUGCCACCCCUCCUGCCAGCCCAGCUCCUCUGCCCCCUGCUCACCUCCCCUCCCCCCGAAGGAUGAAGCCUCCCCCUCUUCUGACCAUCCUUUGCCUCCUGGUAGCCCUGGCCGGCGGGAACCUGGUCCAGUUUGGGGUAAUGAUUGAGAGGGUGACGGGGAAGCCGGCUCUGCAGUACAAUGAUUACGGCUGCUACUGUGGCGUUGGCGGCUCCCACUGGCCCGUGGACCCAACGGACUGGUGCUGCCAUGCCCAUGACUGUUGCUAUGGGCGUGUGGAGAAGCUGGGCUGUGAACCCAAACUGGAAAGGUAUCUCUUCUCUGCCAGCAGAGACAACAUCUUCUGCGCGGGCAGAACGAUCUGCCAGCGCCAGACCUGCGAGUGUGACCGGAGGGCUGCCCUCUGCUUCCGCCAGAACCUGGACACCUACAACCGCAACUUCGUCCGCUACCCCAACAAGCUGUGCAGUGGCCCCACACCGCCCUGCUAGGGCCUGGCCCCGCCCCCUCCCCGCCCCCCACCUCCCCGCUCCGUAGCCCUGGGCCUGGGCAGCGCUGCCACCAUGGCCCUCUCUCCAGAAAAUUCCUGUCCUGCAAACCCACCCCUCCCUGAGAGCUCCCAGACUGUGGCCUGGACCACUGCUGGCCUCCCGGGCCACAUCUUCCCCCUGCUAGGAAGAGCCGCCGUCCGUGCCCAGGAGCCAAGGGACCCUUUCCGUCCCCAGAAGAUUCUAUAGCUCAGCCCGGAGAUCUCAGUUCCCUCUUCUGAACGAAUGAAUAAUGUCCCAUCCUCCUAAUAGUCAGUCCCUGAUUCUCAGAUUCCAUCAUUAUAGAGUUUAACUAAUUGACAGUUUCUUUCGUUCAUUCACUUUUUUUUCCCUGAGCCUCUACCACGUGCCGCACCAUGCUAAGCACUGGGACACAGCAGGGACAGAGUGGACAUGAGUGGUCCCUGCGUCAGUUCUAAUAUUCUGUCCUUUUAAUUUCCCCUUAUAGUAAGUUUUUGUGAUUCUUUUUUCUAACAUUCUACUAUCUUAUCCAAGACAAUAAUGGCAAUCUCCAGAAGGAAUGUAUCUGGUCAUACAGUACAAUGAGAGAGGCAUAGAAAAACACCAACCUAAAAAUAUUGUGCUCCUGUGUCAUCAGGCUUCAAAUCCUUGCCAUUAGCAGGACGGCUAAGUGUGAAAAGCAGCUCUGUUUGUCAUCUUGGACAGCCUAGAGUGGCCAGGGAAGGUCCACAGGGAGGGAGCCCAGGCCGGGUCAGGGUCCUGAUAACAGGGAGGGGAAGAGGAAAGAUUUCAGCCCCCAGCCAUCGUGGGGCUGACUCUGGAGCCAGGAGGAAUUGAAUGCGCCAAAGGAUUGCCCCCAAGUGGGAUGCAGCCUAUCCUGGAAGCAAUGGACUUCACCAAAUUCUCCUAAAUAUGGACAGGAUUUCUCCACUAUCUACAAUAUGCUGAUAAGAUCUGCCAGGAUUGGGAUGUGCCCAUUCAAUGGGCAAGUGUGUAAAAAGGCAUUACAUGGCGGAGGGCAGCUCACAGCAGCUAUGUAAUAAGUGUUCAUGCCCUUUGUCCUUUUCAUGACUUGUGUGCAACUUUCAGGACUUUGAGGGCAGGAAAGAGCAGGAGGAAAUCAAAGGGAUGAUCAUCAUAAACUUUAAAAGGUGAAGAAGUCCUGUGUCAUUAAAAACAAAGGGGGGGCGGGUAUGUGCACUCUGACGCGUUGAGUGACGCUAAUCCUUGGUAAAGAGUCCAGGGAAGACCAGGUCUUAGAGCAGAAAUGGGAUUUGGGGAAGAGCCGGAGCGCAUCAGUUGGGGAAAGUGGUCGUGGGGCGCCCUCUGGUGUCCAUUUGGUUUAGGCUGCGAGGAGGAAAUCUAAAUUCAGCCUUAACCUGGAUUUCCCAUCAUCCGUGGGGGAUAUAGCUUCUGGGCUAGUGAAACCGGUCCCUCGGCAUUGUCAGUAAUACAUAUGCUGAGAAAUAACCACGAAGCUCUUACAGACGUCUUACAGUGACCGAUGUGGCCACAAAGAGCAACUCAGGAAGAGGGAACUGGCUUGGAGAGGCGGAGGGAGGUUACGCUCUGGGCGUGACGGAUGUAAGGCAGCAAUGAGACAGGCGCCUGCUGACCGGCCAGCUGUGUGGCCCUCCGGAAAGGCGGAAUUUAAGAACUGCACCUGGUGUGGCCAGUGAUCAAUAAAUAUUCGGUGAAUGAAGCAAUGGGUCUAAAUUCCAUGCGUGUGUUUGUGGUACACACACUUCAUUUCCAGCUGCUCGUGGAAAGGACUGAAAAACCCUGAACUGGAGAUCUCUGGUUCUUGGCCAAGGCCUCUCCGCUCAGCCAGUUAGCAACAGACCCAGGCCCAGUCCCAGACCUGGGCUCGGUGAGGCCCGUGGACAACAGCAGCAGCCGCAUCGGGGAGUUUGUUAGAAACACAGAACCUUGGACCUGACCCCAGACCUACUUAGGCAGAAUCUGUAGGCUAACAAGACCCCCAGGGGAUUUGUGUGCACAUUAAAAUCUAAAAAAGCACUGACAUGGGGCCAAAUGGACCAACGACACUUCCCUGGCGGGCUGGUCGUGGCAAGGCUUGGAUAAGUUGGCAUUUGUGAAAGCACGCAAAAUCAUGCCUGGCACGUACUCUGCACUCAUGUUCUACGAAUGAACGAACAGGUGAAUGCAUCAUGGCCGUAACGAUAAGAGUUAACCCUUUGUCAAGUACUCGGCACUUACCAGGCUCUGUUCUGAGUGCUUUUUGAUUAUCAGUUCAUGGAAUGAACAAAAGAAUGAAUGAGGCGCGGGGCUCUAUCGAGGCUACAGGAGGGGCUGUGUUACCUGGAUGUUUCAUAGAUCGCCUCUUCGAUUCUGAUGACCCGAUCUGGAUUGAUUUGCUUUGUACCCACUUAACCCCUAACAUUAACGAAAUGUUUGAUGAAGUAACUUGCUGAGUGAGUGAUGAGAAACCAAAUCACACUGAAUAACUGAGCUAAGAGCCCGACUGUGAUGUCGCGAACCUUCAUCGGCCCCUCGGGCUCCUCGUGCUGUCACAGACGGAGAGCCGAACACUGCGUUAACGCUCGUUCCCUCCUUCAGGAAGCUUGCGUUCGCCGCUGGUCCCUUGCCGGAUGCCGGACCUAGGGACAAGUUACAUGGGCCCACGGACAGACAGACACUGUUGUUCUGCACUAGUGAGUGCUUUCCCAGAGCUAGGACGACUCUCGGGACCCCCAUCCUCCAGCCGGUCACCAGUCUGUUCACCGAUGCCAGCUUCACCCCUCCUCGGCCCCUGAGCCAUCAAUAGCUUCCAUCGUCCACCAAAACCUUGGCAUUCACGUUCGGUAUCAUCUGCUUUUCCAGCCUCGUUGAUCAGCCAUAUAUAUUUCUUAAUCCUUUCCACUGUUCCCAGAACCUGCCCCCGCCCGCUGCCUUUCAGCCUUCACACCUUGUACGAUGUAUUGCUUCCCUCAACCUGGAAGCUUCCAGUUCGCAUGUGAAAAUCCACACACUUCAGGUGCAUCUCAAAUGCCACCUUGUCCCAUGAUGCUUUUCCAGCCGGAGAUUCACCCUCCUCUGAACUCGCGGGCCAUGUUUUUAUACCUUUUCUGGUGCCGCUUACCCUAGUAACUUGGGUGCCCGUUUGGGGUUCCUAUGUGGUGGGGGUAGAUUGCCAAAGAUUCAGAUCCUGCCUCUGCUACCACCCUGUGACCUCGGGCUGGUUACGUAUUCCUCUGUGUGCGGAACGGGGAUAGACACCAGCUUCGCGGGGGCGGGGCGGGGGCAGGCUUGAGGCUUACGGGAGACGACGUAGUCAGGGUGCCUGGAGUGCCACGGUAGCUCCAUCUAGGCCAGGCUGCUCUGUGCGCAUCCAUCUCCCCUCCUGCGUCCAUCACACAGUGCAGGCCAAGUAAGCAUCUGGUUGGUGCUGAGACGGAGAAGCGACACCCUUGUGCACUGUCGGUGGGAACGCAAACUGGUGCAGCCGCGCUGGAAAACAGUGUGGAGGCUCCU